Molecule: messenger RNA, 1717 nt
Organism: Prionailurus viverrinus (fishing cat)
Lineage: Eukaryota; Metazoa; Chordata; Mammalia; Carnivora; Felidae
Product: olfactory receptor 6M1-like
Exons: 5
Coding region: 770-1717 (315 amino acids)
Biological process (GO): G protein-coupled receptor signaling pathway
Cellular component (GO): membrane
Molecular function (GO): G protein-coupled receptor activity; olfactory receptor activity
Source: RefSeq, a predicted model, not a curated record
GUUCUGGAACUUGACAACAGAUUAAGGGUCAUCAAUCAGUCUAGGGAUGGCAGUUGAAACAUGUGUGCAUAUCCUUAUGUAGGGAUGUAACAAGAGACAGAGAAGGAAAUUCUGGAGAACGUCAAUAUUUAUGAUAAAGAGCAAAGGAGGACCAGUCAGAGAGAAGACCUCUUCUCAGGAUUGCUUGCUCAGAAGGAGAUUCUUCCCUUCUAAUGGGGAGUGCUAACAUCUAUCAUCCAUGUUCCUCCAAGAGGAUUAAUUGCUAAUGAAGAAACCCAGCAUCACAAGGCAAUAUGCUUCACCAUUGGUGUAAUAAGUUGCAAUAAGGGUAUAUUACAUCCUGUGAUAUUGGUUAAAACAUGAACCUCUAAGAGAAUUUACGAGGAGUCCAAUAUUAUAUAAAAUAGAACAUUCCUAUGAAACGUUUCGUAAGCCAAAAUGGCAGAAAAUGAAGAUGCGAUUGCCAUUAAUUUAUACGGAAAACUUUUUGAGCAUUCCAGGACGCCAAAAAUAAUCUCUCUUAGGCUUCUUUGAUGCCUUCAGGACACAUCUUGCUGAUAGAUGCACAAAAUAAAUCAAGAUAAAACACAGAUACUGGCAGACCCAGUUCAAAGCUGAGCUCAAUGCGGACAUACUGAGCGUAGUUCCUUGGGAAAAACGCUCUGCUCGGGCUGGGUGCUGCCUCUGCAAUGGCUUGGCUCCCUGCAAAACACACACGGAAAUUCUCACGGGAUUUCUUGGCUCCUCUAAGACAGCAAAAACAGUUGAAAUGGCUAUGAGAAACCAGAGUACAUUGAGUGAAUUCACAUUGGUCUCCCUUCCUGUCAUCCAGGAGCUUCAAGUCUUGCUGUUUGUCAUUCUCCUGCUGGUUUAUAUGCUCAUCAUAACGGGAAACAUUGUCAUCAUUUCCUUAAUAUGGACUGAUAAUCGUCUCCAGACACCAAUGUAUUUCUUCCUUAGUAAUUUGUCAUUUUUGGACAUUUUGUUCACAACUACUAUUGCCCCAAAGUUGCUAGCUUGUCUCUUAGAAAAGAAGAAAACCAUAUCCUUUGCUGGCUGCAUCACUCAAGUUUAUUUCUACUUCUUUCUGGGGACUGUGGAGUUUAUCCUCCUAGCGGUGAUGUCCUUUGACCGCUACGUGGCCAUCUGUAACCCCCUGCGCUAUACCAUCAUCAUGAACAGUAGGGUCUGUCUCCUGCUGGUUCUGGGCUGCUGGGUGGGAGCCUUUCUCUCAGUGCUAUGCCCAACUAUUGUGGUGUCCAGAUUGCCCUACUGUCAUAGAGAAAUUAGUCAUUUCUUCUGUGACAUUGCCCCUUUACUACAGGUGGCCUGCAUUGAUACCCACUUCAUUGAGAUGAUGAACUUCCUCUUAUCUUCCCUUGUGGUCCUGAGUUCACUGGUGCUCACCACCACAUCCUACACCUACAUCAUUUCUACCAUCAUGCGCAUCCCCUCAGCCCAAGGACGUCAGAAGGCCUUUUCCACCUGUGCUUCUCACAUCACAGUCGUCUCCAUUGCCUAUGGAAGCUCCAUCUUCACAUACGUGAGGCCCAACCAGAGCCAUUCACUGGAUUUUGAUAAAGUGACGGCUGUCCUCACUACAAUGGUGACCCCUCUUCUGAAUCCUUUCAUUUAUAGCUUGAGGAAUGAAAAGGUAAAGGAAGUCUUGAAAGAGUCAGUUAGCAGGAUAGUUCCACCACAUUCCAAGGGAACAUAA